AUGAAUGGAGGAACGUCUGCUGGGAGGGUGCACAAGGCGGAGACAGGCAGUAUUCAAAUACCCCAGAGAAAGACUGCCCCCAAAGAUGAUGAAUCCUUUACUUCCGGCUCAACUUCUUCGACUGAUAGCCAUAUGAAGAAGCGACUCAGCGUGGACAUGUCUAAAGAACAGGUUGAAGAUUUGGUGCGGAAGUUGACGAUUGAUGAGAUGAACAAGAAAUGGAUUGAUGAGAUCUUUGAGAAAGUCAAGUCUGAGCUUGUCGAAGAACAUUCACCAGCAAACAGCACACCCUCUUCCUCAGAACCUCCCAGUCCCAUGUCAAAACCUAUCAAACCCACUCCUUCUCAACAGUCGACUCCUCAAGAACCUGUUCGAGAACCUACUCGGGAGCCUACUCAGACACCUGCUCGGAUACCUGCUCGAGAGAACACAAAGAAACCUGAGCCAGAGACUUCUUCAUCCGAGUCCAGAAGCAAACCCAAUGAUCCCGUAUCAUCCAACCGCAACUCCCUCGGUAUCAAUGAUAACCCUUCAACAUCCUUUGUAUCCGACUCUCCCUCGUCCAACCACUACAACAACCAGCAGCAGCAGUAUCCAUCACGACCAAAGUCAGUUCCGCUACCACCCCAACCUGCCACCUCGAAAGCCCGACCUUCUGGUCCCGCACUAUCCGCAGUAGACCUGAAAUGGGGACGGCUAUUUGAUGUCAGAGGCGAUCCCACUCCCAGACUUGGCCAGGUUCUCCGAGGGAUUGCCAACUAUUUGAUUGUCGAAUACAGUCCUCGCAACUCACUAGUCGUCACGCCGGAAAAGCUCAAAGUAUUCUACCACGAAUACAAGCUCGACACAGAGACGUUCCCUUUCCAGCACAACCUCGAAACUCUGUAUCAACAUCUACGAUGUGAGAACCAUCUUGUUCAGAGACGGCCAGGCGGCAUGCCUCACAUCCCAUCCCUCACUCCAGCCGGUUUCGAGCGUUGGAUGACUUGUCAAAUCCAAGCGUUUCCUGAGCAGGAGGCCAGGCGAUUGAAUCUCAUCAUGGCUGAUCUUCCCAUCAUUGCCGACGGUUCUUUCGAAGACGGCAAGCCUGAACGACUACCGAAGCAGCUUUCUCGACAUCUUCUUCCGGCGGCUCGUAAUCGCGAGAUAAACGAUGUCGUGGUCGAUGCCAUCACUGGGUGGAUCAAGCGUACCGAGGAGAAUGAGUCUGAUCUCAGACGGACUUCGUCCGAAGAUGUUUAUAAGUCUGCGCCAAAGGACGACAAGGGAGGACGGUACAGGUCUGACGACUACCGGGAUCGGGAUCGGGAUACCAAAUAUCGACGAGGUUCCAAGGACAACCACAAGCCACCGUUAUCUCGAUCCGCCUUCGUUCCCCGCGUCAACUCAGACAGCAUCGUCCGUCCUAAAGACUCCUCUCCCAUACCCUCCGCCAUCGGAACGGCGGCAGUCGACGCAACCGGGAUAAAGAGUAUCGAUACUCCUCCUCAGGUCGCGAUUCAAAGCCGCCCCUGGAAUCAAUCCCUCGGACGUUACCUCGUAGAGAUGGUGACCGUGACCGACGCUCAAGCUUGA
Fusarium graminearum PH-1 is the source of this 1575-nucleotide messenger RNA. RefSeq lists its product as uncharacterized. The transcript has 6 exons. The record is from RefSeq and is a predicted model, not a curated record. NCBI's taxonomy places the organism in Eukaryota, Fungi, Ascomycota, Sordariomycetes, Hypocreales, Nectriaceae. The coding region runs from base 1 to 1575 and encodes 524 amino acids.